Molecule: messenger RNA, 1500 nt
Organism: Mytilinidion resinicola
Lineage: Eukaryota; Fungi; Ascomycota; Dothideomycetes; Mytilinidiales; Mytilinidiaceae
Exons: 2
Coding region: 1-1500 (499 amino acids)
Source: RefSeq, a predicted model, not a curated record
AUGCACAUCAUGGACCUGCAAUCACGCGUCGAACAGCUCGCAGGAGAGAACCGCUCUCUUCAAGAGGCGAGAGCCCAAGCCGAGGAAGAAAUUCAAACCGCCCAGUACCAGCGCCAGGUCGACACUCAAGUCAUGACCGAGGCUGUAGAAGCACGUGACCGCUCGAUUCGCGAGAAAGAUAUCGAGAUUGCGCAGAUCCAGGACACCCUUCGCGCGUUACAACAAGAGGUCUCCCGACUCACUGAAGCACACGACAGUCUCACUGUAACCAACAAAAACCUCAUCGACGAAAGCAAUUCUCGCUUCGCACAGCUCCAGAGCGAAGGCCAGCAGAUGCACGAUCAAUGGCAACAGUCUUCCCGAGAGCUAGAGGAAGCGCGCGCACAGCAUGCCCAGCUCAGUUCUGGCAUGGAAGAAGUCGUGCGCCACGAAAUCGCACUCGCGCUGGAUGAUCGUAAUGCGGAAAUCGCCCGCCUUAACGAAGAGCUUGAUACUGCAAGGGAGCAGAUCAGGAGCUUGCAACGACAAAUACUUGCCUCAAAGCAGGGCGACAGUUUCCUCGUCGUUCGGGACGAGGAUUACUUCGACAGCGCAUGCCAAAAACUCUGCCAACACGUUCAGCAAUGGGUGCUGAGAUUCUCAAAGUUCUCCGACCAGAAACAAUGCAAGCUGUCCUCCGAGCUCAACAACGAAAAGAUCGAAACCCGACUAGACAAUGCCACUUUGGAUGGUUCCAAUGUUGACAUACUGCUUGCAGACCGUGUCAAGCGCCGCGAUGUGUUCAUGUCGGUCGUCAUGACCAUGAUCUGGGAGUAUGUAUUCACGCGUUACUUGUUCGGCAUGGACCGUGAACAGCGCCAGAAACUCAAAUCACUGGAAAAGACUUUGAAUGAAGUUGGUCCUACUCGAGCGGUGGCUCAAUGGCGAGCAAUUACUCUUACGCUACUUGCCAAACGAGAUGUGUUCCAACAGCAGCGUAGCCAAGAUACUGAAGCAGUCGUUCAGGAAAUCUUCGGCACGCUCGCAUCUCUCUUGCCACCUCCAUCACAUCUUCAGUCACAGAUCCAGGAAUCUCUACGCAACGUAAUGCGCCUGGCUGUGGAGCUUUCCAUCGAGAUGCGAACCCAGAGGGCGGAGUACAUCAUGCUACCGCCACUUCAACCAGAGUACGACACGAACGGAGAUCUCGUGGCUAAAGUCACUUUCAACGCAUCCCUCAUGAACGAGCGGAGCGGCGAAAUCAAAUCAAAUGAUGAUCUCGAGGCGCGAGGAGCAGUUGUCAAAAUUGUCCUGUUCCCAUUAGUGGUGAAGAAGGGAGAUGAUUACGGAGAGGGCGAGGACGAGAUUGUGGUCUGUCCUGCGCAAGUGUUAGUCGCGAAGCCGGCGACGAACAAGAAGGUCGUGAGGGUAAUGAGUGGUGCUAUGGAUAUUGAUAGUCGACAUAGUCGGUCUGCGCAGAGCUUGGUUCCAGAAAGCAUGGAUACCGGUAAUUUCGUAUAG